UUCGUAUUUAUUGCUACAAAAGUUAUUGUUGGUACGCAUAAGUAAGGCGAGUCAAGCACCGAGGCCUCCGGUGCUGUGCACCUGGGCCAGUACCAAAGAAGCCAUCGCGUGCGCAGAGAUUCCGCGCCACGUGGCAAAAUGUGGUUGCGUCAUUACAGAUGAAGGGCAAUCCAUCUAUCCCGAGUUGUGUGGUUCACUCACUGUAACCACAUUUGACAAACACAGAUAUUAAUUGAAUUUGAGGCCUAAACUGACGCUACCUAACGCACUACAAACUUCUAUUCCACCCGCGCCUGCGCCAUUGCAGAGACUUUUGAUCAAAUAAAAGAUGGCGGCCACCAUCUUUGCCUGCACCACAACUUCAUCAAUCGCACGCGCCGCCGUCCUAGGGAAGGAGUCCGCCGUGCGCCCCUUAUCCAUUCUUGGGUUGCCAUUGAUGUCGAAGAAAGUUGGAAGAGUGAGGUGCUCCACGGUGGGAAAGCCAGAAGAAGGUGAGUCAAAAGUUCUUGGGAUGGGAGCUUCACUUGCAGUGGCUGCUUGUGCUGCAGCCGUGUCAAGCCCGGCCGCGAUGGCUCUGGUGGAUGAGAGAAUGAGCACAGAAGGAACAGGGCUGCCGUUUGGGCUAAGCAACAACCUAUUGGGGUGGAUCCUUUUGGGUGUUUUUGCUUUGAUUUGGUCUCUCUACUUUAUCUACACCUCUAGUCUUGAAGAGGAUGAGGAGUCAGGGAUGUCCCUUUGAAGCACGAGAUUGCUAUUAUUCAUCUUAUUGUGUAGAACUAUAUCAGAGGUGCCUGUAAACCGCUGCUCUUUCAUGUAAAUUUGUGGCUCCUCAACUCGGUUGUCCUUUCUAAAUUUUGCCCAAUAACCAGGCAUAAGUUUACCAUAAAAGUAAGCGUUAGAUUGAUAUAAGUGAAUACAAUCCCUUUGUGUAUAAA
This is a messenger RNA of Sesamum indicum (sesame), 935 nucleotides long. Its product is annotated as photosystem II reaction center W protein, chloroplastic. Gene Ontology annotation, cellular component: chloroplast thylakoid membrane; chloroplast; photosystem II. NCBI's taxonomy places the organism in Eukaryota, Viridiplantae, Streptophyta, Magnoliopsida, Lamiales, Pedaliaceae. The record is from RefSeq and is a predicted model, not a curated record. Gene Ontology annotation, biological process: photosystem II stabilization; photosynthesis.